GAUCAAGAUAAGCACGGAAGAUCCGAUUCAUUAGGUCCAUGAAAGUAGCUGGAGCGUUCGUCAAACCGAAUGGCAUCACAACGAAUUCAUAAUGACCAUAGCGAGUGUGGAAAGCAGUUUUAGGGAUAUCUUCUCUACGAACCCUCAAUUGGUGAUAACCGGAUCUCAAAUCGAUUUUGGAAAAGCAAGUGGCACCUCGGAGUUGAUCAAAUAGGUCGUCGAUUCUAGGCAUGGGAUACUUGUUCUUAACGGUUACGCGAUUGAGCUUACGAUAAUCAAUGCAUAAACGGAGUGAACCAUCCUUCUUUUUCGCGAAAAAAGCUGGUGCUCCCCACGGAGACGUACUUGGACGAAUGAAUCCUAGGUUCUCCAGUUCUUGUAACUGAGUCUUUAGCUCUCUCAAUUCGGCGGGCGCGAAACGAUAUGGAGGUACGGAAAUAGGAGCGGUACCGGGAAGUAAGUCUAUCGCGAACUCGACUUCUCUCUCGGGAGGUAAACCAGGUAACUCUUCCGGAAACACAUCCGGAAAGUCGCAAACCACUAAGGGUAACUCCCCACGUAUAAAGGCAUCCUCAUCUAACGUCAAGCUUGCCAACAAGGAAUAAACUGAUUCUAGCUCACGAGACCCACAUAAAUACGGUUCCAACGGUUCCUGACGCUCCCCAAAGAAUUCGAAACAAGGACCUUCGGGAGGACAAAUACGAACUCGACGCUUGAAACAAUCGAUGGUAGCAUGGAAUGUGGAUAACCAAUCCAUUCCCAGAAUAAGAUCGAAUCCCGACAUUCCCAGAACAAUGAAGUCGAAUACGAAACGACGAUCACGAAUAUUCAACUCACAAUCUCGACAAAUACAAUCAAGAGGCGUUCUACCCACUAAAGGUGUCUCGACAAACAAAGGAGGACUAAUAAUCUCCAUUUCCAAUUCCAAGGCACACACAAAUGAUGCAGCAAUGAAAGAAUGCGAUGCUCUAGAAUCAAAGAGUACUUUAGCAAAUGAGUUGAAUAAAAGAAAAGUACCCCUCACAACAGAAGUUUCCGGAGCCUGAGAAGUGGUAGGUGGGAUAGCAAAAGUGAUGUUGAAAACUCGCCCCUGGGUACCCUGACCCUGCAUAAAACCCCCUCUUUAACCAAAACCCUGAGCAGGCACGGAAGAACUCGCUCCCUUGUCAACCCCGGAACUCUGAGCUGACGUAGUAUGACGAAAGUAAGGCUGCUGCUGCCUCAAAGUGCCCCUGAACUGUCGGCCCGCAUUGUGCCCUGUUCCCGUCUGCUGCACGGAACCUGAUUCACUACGCGCUCCCGACACCUGAGGACAGUUCCUUGCAAAAUGAUCCGUUGUACCACAAACGAAACAAGCCUUCUUGAGGUGUGGACACUGAGCACGAACAUGUCCAGGUUGAUUACACUUGUAACACACGGACGAAGGUCUAGAUAGAGCACCCCGAGUCCCCAAAGAAGGCGGCGGCGGCCUAAAAUGCGACGAACUACCCUGCGGUGUCUGAGAUGGUUCCCUUGCCCUUUUCCUCCCUUGGCUUCCAAAGCUCCCCGAUGAAGAACUCGUGUUCACGGUUGAUUGUUGCGGUUCCCAAACCCCCCUAUUCCUUUGCGCUUCCUUCGGAAUCUCAAUACUCCUUGCACACUCAACUACCUCAGCAAAUUUAGUCUUGCGUUGCACCAUUACCAUCCUCCUCACGGUAUUACGUAGCCCUUCCUCAAAGCGCCUACAUUUCCUCUCUUCCGUCGCCACCAACUCUGGCGCAAAACGAGAUAAAGAUUGGAACUUCUGUGCAUACUCUGAGGCAGUCAUACUUCCUUGCUCUAACUUUUCAAAUUGUUCUCUCAAUUGAUCACGACUGGUUUCAGGAAAAUAUUGCUCCUCAAAAAUUGUCUCAAACUCUACCCACGUUACAUCCUCCACAUCCGGUUCAUUUACUUGAGCCGCGGUCCUUGCCGCUCUCCUCGCAUCCUUCCUAGACUCUAAGACAGAUUCCCAUCCCUGCUUCAAUAGGGAACUUGACAAACCUGAUAUGGUUGACCCUUGACGAGAACUCUCUCUCUGGAUCUAUCCCUCAAGAACUAGACAAUCUUAGAUAUCUACAGACUCUUGCUAUGGGCUUCAACAAGCUCACCGGUCAUCUAUCGCCGUAUAUGUUCGUUCAUGGAUCCCUGAAAUGACUUGUUGUAGCAAAUAACUAUUUAACUGGUCGUAUCCCGAAUAGCUUGAGAAAUUGCAGUGAGUUACUUCGUGUUAGGUUUGAUCAAAACCAAUUGACGGGGCAUUUAUCAGAAGUUUUUGAGGCAUUCCCAAACCUUGAUUAUCUAGAUCUCAGUCACAAUAAUUUCUAUGGCGAUCUUUGGCACAAAUGGGAUUAGUUUCCCAAUCUGACUAGCCUAAAGAUCUCCAACAAUGACCUUUCCGGAAACAUUCCACCUGGCAUUGGAAGAGCAACUCAGUUACGGUUACUCGACCUCUCUUCAAAUCAUCUAGUUGGUGCGGUACCAAAGAAUUUGGGAAAGUUGGUUUUAUUGUUCAAUCUUACUCUUAGCAAUAACAAACUUUCAUGCGAUAUUCCUCCAGAAAUUGGAAGCCUUUCUAGUCUUCAGCAUCUAGACUUGUCUGGAAACAAUCUUAGUGGACCUAUUCAAAAGAAGUUGGGUGAUUGUGUGAAUCUUUUGAACUUGAAAUUGAGCAGAAAUCUUCUCAGGGAGAGUAUUCCUUUUGAAUUAGGAAAAUUGCAGUCUCUUGAAAAUCUCGAUCUUGGAAAUAAUUUAUUAACAGGUGAGAUACCAUCUGGGAUUGGGAGCUUGAAAAGGUUAGAGAUACUAAAUCUCUCCCACAACUUCUUGUCUGGUUUAAUCCCUUCCUCUUUAAACGGGAUGUCAAGUUUAACGUCGGUUGACAUAUCUUACAAUCACUUGGAGGGUCCUCUGCCCAACACAAAAGCAUUUGAAGAUGCUUCAUUUCAAGCAUAUCGAAACAAUGAUACACUAUGUGGCAAUAAAACUAGUUUGAUGCCAUGCUCAUUGAAGCAGAACAAUGGAGACAAAGGGAGAAAUCAUAAAAAAAUUGUGAUUCUAGUUGUAGUUCCUUUGUUGGGUAUUUUAUUUCUUAUUGUUGCUAUGACUUUCCUGAUCCACCGCAACAAAAUGAGAGACAACGAAAUUGAGCCAAACAGAGCAAGUAAUAAAGAUUUGUUUGAGAUUUGGAGCUUCGAUGGAAAAUUGGUGUAUGAAAACAUAAUCCGAGCGACGGAGGAUUUCAAUGACAAGCAUUGCAUUGCAGCAGGUGGAUAUGGCACUGUUUAUAGAGCUGAGCUGCCAAGUGGUCAAGUUGUCGCUGUAAAAAAGUACCCUCCUUCCCAAGAUGGCGAGUUGGCUAACCUGGUAAGUUUUAUGAGUGAGAUUCAUGCAUUGACAGAGAUAAGACAUCGGCAUAUCAUAAGGCUUUUGGGUUACUGUUCACAUCCACGACACUCAUUUUUGGUUUAUGAGUUCUUGGAAGGGGGGUCCUUGGACAAGAAACUAAGCUGUGAGGAAGAAGCACUAAGUUUGGAUUGGGAUAAGAGGAUAAAUGUUGUUAAAGGUUUGGCAGAUGCUUUGUCAUAUAUGCACCAUGGAUGUUCACCCCUGGUCAUUCAUCGUGAUAUAUCGAGCAAGAAUGUUCUGCUAAACUUAGAAGAUGUCGCUUACCUAUUUGAUUUCGGAACUGCAAGACUUCUAAACCUGCAGUCAUCAAAUUGGACUUCCUUUGCAGGCACCUUGGGAUAUGCUGCUCCAGAACUUGCUUACACAAUGGAGGUGAAUGAAAAGUUAGACGUCUACAGCUUUGGAGUUUUAACACUGGAAGUUGUAAUGGGGAGGCAUCCAGGGGAUCUCAUGUCUUCUCUUUCUUCAUCAUCUUUGGAUUCGUCACCACCAUCUUCUUAUGGUAUUCUGUUCAAGGACGUAUUGGACAAACGGCUCCCACUACCAAGGAAUCAGGAGGAGGAAGCAGUGGUUCUUGCUGUAAAGAUAGCACUUGCAUGCUUGCACCCCAACCCGCAGUGCCGACCCACUAUGCAACAAGUUUCUGUGGCUCUAUCAAAUUUGUUGCCCCCUCGGUAAUCAGAUGUGUCUACAUUUGUUGUAAAAAAUUUCAGGGGCACCGAAAAAUUUCUCAGGUUUGUUUGGGUUUCUCUUUCCCCUCUUCUCUCCAAUCUAGGGUUGCUUUUUGCGUGACAAGAAGUAAGGGUUGCUUUUUGCUUGACAAGAAGUAAGGGUGGUUGAAACUUUUUAAUGGAAGAUAUCAUGUUUAGAGUAAAUGAUAUUGUUCAAGCUGGGUAACAGAUAUUGUUCUUUUGCUUUAGGUGGCAAUGGGUGGGUUGUGUGGUUGCUAGCUGUUGCUUCAUAUCUGGGAUUGGUUGGUUGUGGUGGGGCUCUCUAUUGAAGCUGUUAUUGAUGGAGCUAAUUUACGGAUAUGGUUGAAGCUGCACUUAAUUAGUGAUCGAAGGCUGAAGGUUGGCAAUUCCUUGCAUCUGAAAGUUUGUGUCUCCUUAUCUCAUCGCUUACCAACUCCAGUCAAAUUAAUCUUUUGGAUGGCUAAGUGAUCAUAAUUAAUCUUUUGGAGGCAAAUCCUUGUACCAUCUCUUUUCAACUCCUAUCAAAUUAAACUUUUAGAGGGCUAAGGGAGCAAAAUUAGCAGUACUGGUCUGAAGAGCUUACCCAAUGGAAGUGGAGAUCCAUACGCUGAAGUCGUUAUUGGUGGGGAUAGAUACUCAAAGGUGAUUCAUCAUGCUUUGUAACAGCACUUAGUAAAGGCUGAGGCUUGUGGUGAUCUAUGAAGCUGCCAUACCUCUCCAUGCUUUUUCUGGAUUUCAUUGGAUUCUAUUUACUGUGUUGUGGUUGAUUUUCGGAACAAGUUUCCUAUUUUUGUAAUGUUCCUAUUGUUGUAAUGUUCCUAUUGUUGUGGUUGAUCUAUGAAGCUGUUAUUUAUUGUUU
Messenger RNA from Rhododendron vialii, 4977 nucleotides. Its product is annotated as MDIS1-interacting receptor like kinase 2-like. Gene Ontology annotation, biological process: protein phosphorylation. Lineage: Eukaryota; Viridiplantae; Streptophyta; Magnoliopsida; Ericales; Ericaceae. The transcript is spliced from 2 exons. Bases 2878 to 4104 code for a protein of 408 amino acids. Gene Ontology annotation, molecular function: ATP binding; protein kinase activity. The record is from RefSeq and is a predicted model, not a curated record.